This is a messenger RNA of Pristis pectinata (smalltooth sawfish), 3491 nucleotides long. It is a transcript of the gene rasef, whose product is annotated as RAS and EF-hand domain containing. Gene Ontology annotation, molecular function: GTP binding; GTPase activity; calcium ion binding. Bases 727 to 2949 code for a protein of 740 amino acids. The record is from RefSeq and is a predicted model, not a curated record. Lineage: Eukaryota; Metazoa; Chordata; Chondrichthyes; Rhinopristiformes; Pristidae. The transcript has 18 exons.
UGCCUCAAAGCCCAAAUCAUCAAAGCAAAUCGAUCAGUUCUCCCGCUUAUGUUGCGGCGCUUGACACUGACGGAAUUUUUGCCAGCACUGUUUUCCGUCAUUCAUCAACCCCCGUCAAUUUCUGGGCGGAGUUUACCAAAACCUGAGCGCCGUGCACCGACAGGUGAGCGAGCCUGGCUGGGACAGCUUUUGAUGGCCAUCGUGGUCCGAGCACUUGUGUGGCAGCAACGCUCAGCCGCGGGAAGUGAACCUCGUCCGUCCCUACCUCACGGAUGAUCUCCCCGCCACCUCUCCCGUUUCGCCCUCGUUGCGUGCCGUGACCAGGUGUAAAGGACAUGGAGUUCUUAAAAAACAUCUUUAAACAAUGCCGCUAGGUGGGACAGGGAGGCUGACGUCAAGAGGAGCUCCCUCCCUCCCUACACCUGGCCGAAUGAACGAGUCCUGAGGCAUCGUCUGGGGCUCCGAAUCGCCGGGUCAUCUCACUUCGGGGGGGUGGGGGGGAGUUGGGUGGGCGCCAAAUACAUCGGGUUGGACUGAUGCACUGUGACCCAAGCUAAAACACAACCUGUGCAUGAAUGAAAGUUACGGCACUAGCAGUGCGAAAGUCACCGUCUCUCACACGGUCUUUACCUCAUCGAAGGAAGGAGAGAGGGGGCUUGAUCCGAGCUUGCUUGAUUAGAUAUUUUUGCAUGUUGUGUGUCUGUACUUUCGUGUUUCCAUUUCCGGAUGGAAGAGGAGCCGAGACUGCGCGCUCUCUUCCACGCCUGCGACGUGAAUAAUUCCGGGCGCAUCGAGUAUGAUGAAUUUUUCACGGUCUGCCUGGAGCUACAAGUACGGGAGUCCGAGAUCGACGCUAUCUUCGACAAGCUCGACUCUAACAGAGACGGUUGUAUCAACUUCCGCGAGUUCGCCGAAGGCUUUCAAGAAGUUUCCGAGAUGAUUAACUUUGAGGCUUUGAGCGUCGAGCCCGACUGGGACGAAUUCCAGCAGAGACUGGGCGAAGAAGCCAGGUUCAUCCCAAGACCCCAGCAAGUUGCUGCCCUUUACCAAAACCUAAAAACAGCAGAGCCCAGGCUGAUUCGUCAAUAUGAGUGUGUGAUCAAGAACUUUGUUCGAGAUGUUAUGUUGCAGAAUGCAGAGCUGGAGAAACUAGCAUGCACUGUGAAAAGGACACAGGAUGAGGCUGCACAACAGCUGAGUGAGCUUGAGGAGGAUAUUGAUCAGCAAAUAAAGACAGCUGUUGAGGAGUGCCAAAAAGAGGAACAAAGAAAAGCAGAAUUGGCUCUCAUUAGGCUACAGCAACAAUAUGAUGCUAAUAUAAAUGAACUUCAGCUAACAAUUACAAAACUGAAAAAGUUAGAAGAACAAUACAGAUCUGUUAGUCCAAAAGAUGAAAGCAUUGCAUUAAAAAGAAAAAUAAAUGAUUUCACCCUAGAAAAUGAUAAAUUGAGGAAAGACCUACUUGAAGCACAAACAGAAAUAAUGUUGUUACAGAGUGAAGUGGAUACUCUGAAAAGUGAUUAUAUGAAUCAGAGUUUGAAUUUAGAAAGGGAUCAUGAUGUGGUCAGAGAGUAUACAGAGGAUAGAGACAGCCUAACACGACAAAUUGAAAUGCUUCAAUCGGCUAAUCGAAAACUACAUGAUAGUAAUGAUGGCCUACGAUCUGCUCUUGAAAGCAGUUUAAGCAAGUAUAAUAGAUCUUUGCGUGCUGCAAGUUCCUCACCAGGAUCUGCUGUAUUAAGAAGUAGCCCAAAACACAAUGAGUGCUGCUCUCCUCAGUUAUAUGAUAGAUCGUCCAGAUCCUCUUACCAAGGUGAAGACUACGAGUCACUGGCUGUGUGUGAUCCCAUGCGCAGAGCCAGCUAUGAAGUUGAAAGCCUAACUGAAAGCUGCUUCGAUAGUGGCAUGUCCACCAUGAGGGAUUCAAAUGAGUAUGAUUCAGAGGCUGAAUAUAAGCAUCAAAGAAGUUUUGAAAGGUCACAGUAUACACAAGAAGCUUUUGGAUGUGAUGCCUCUGACACAGAUGUUCCUGAAAUCCAUGAUGAAGAAGCUUUCAGCCAAGACAGUCUGAAUACUGUUUUGGAGUGGCAAUCAUCUCAAGCAGCGAACUGGAACAAAUCUGGAGCUGAUUCAUCACAGCACUGUUCUGCCUCUUCUCUACAGGUCCCUGAAAUUCAUAAUGAAGCUUAUAGCCAGGAAGAUGCAAACAUGGACUUGGAGUGGGACUCCUGCCACACAGUGAGCCGGAGCAAUUCUGGAGCCUCUUCUGCACGGCGCUGUAUCUCUGCCUUUUCAUCGCAACCUAAUAUCACAGCUGGGAAUUUCAAAGUUCCCCCAUCUGGCAAAGCCUUCAAGAUAGUGCUGGCUGGGGAUACAGCUGUAGGCAAAUCGAGCUUCCUUCUACGACUCUGCAAAAAUGAGUUCCGUGGGAACACCAGUGCCACCUUGGGAGUUGACUUUCAGAUGAAAACUUUGGUUGUGGAUGGAGAGCAAACAAUAUUGCAGUUGUGGGACACUGCAGGCCAAGAAAGAUUUCGGAGUAUUGCCAAGUCUUACUUUAGACGUGCGGAUGGUGUUCUAUUGCUAUAUGAUGUCACCUGUGAGAAAAGUUUCCUCAAUGUACGUGAAUGGGUUGACAUGAUUGAGGAUUCAACCAAUGAAACCAUACCCAUUAUGUUGGUGGGGAACAAGGUGGACCUGAGAAACAGAGCAAUGCAAGAGGGGCAAAAGUCCAUCCCCACCAAUUAUGGGGAGAAAUUGGCAAUGACCUACAAUGUGCUGUUCUGCGAAACAAGUGCCAGGGAAGGUUCGAAUAUUAUCGAAGCAGUCCUUCACCUUGCUAGGGAAGUGAGGAAAAGAGGUGACAGAAUGGAUAUGGACUCUGUAACUAGUUUGUCCAACACACAGCUGAACAAGAAGCCACCUAUGAAAAACUGCUGCACUGCUUAAAAACUAUGAAGAGUCACUAUGAUUGAAGUGCACAAUACUUUGCAUGUUUGCAUUUAUUUUGUAAUCAAGAUACAUUAUUUAGCACUUUUAGGAAUUUUGAAAUAUGAAUGUUAUAAAAUGAAGUUGAAAUAUAGAGUUGAACAAAUGAAGAGACCAGCUGAAGAGCAAGAUUAAAUGAGAAUUAGAAAUAAAAUGCAGUUAACUAUGUUUGUACAGCAAGGAGUGAGAUCAUUCUGCCUCCCUGGCCAAUGUAUGAGCCAAUAAUAUGACUGUUUCAAAAGUAAUGAUUUCCAUAAUUAUUUGUAUAUAGUGGUCUUAUUUACAUUUCAAGUUUAAAGAUUUGAAUAAUAUUGCUACUUGAGGUUAUUUUGACUCCUGUUACCUCCGUCCAUCUAUUUAUUCUGUUGAAAAACUAAUGCAAACUCGGGCUUUGUGGAGCAUUUUACAGCACUUAAUGUAAAUAAAAUUAUUUUUGUGACAUAGAAUAAAUAUUAAGCUGUUAUGUGAAAGUAUAUUAAACGAUGCAUUGCAUUUCAGCAGUC